AAAGCCUAAAACUAAGAGGGCCAAAAGGUUUCUUGAGAAGAGAGAACCCAAGCUCACUGAAAAUACAAAAAAUGCCAUCCUCAUAAAAGGUGGAAAUGCAAACUUAACAGUGACUGAAACACUUAAAGAUAUUUAUGCUCUGAAAAAGCCCUUUGCUGUCCUGUACAAAAAGUAAAAAAAAUAUUACCAGACCUUUUGAGGAUCCAACAUCACUGAGAGUCAUGGAACAACAUACUUGUUUAGAGCAAAGACUGCUGGUCACAGGUGGUUGGUUGCUCAUAAGAGAUGAGAAGUGAUAAUAUACAAUCGUUGUUUAAGAACAGACCUCAUUUGAGAUGGAUUCUUCUAGAUACUGACUCAGAUUUAAUCAUACCUUUGCUCUGUCAGGAGUUUUUUUCGAAGAAGUCGGAUUGUUCUUUGUUUCUGUUUGGUUCACAUAAUAAGAAGAGGCCUAACAAUCUCAUAAUAGGUCGUAUGUUUGAUUAUCAUGUCCUGGAUAUGAUUGAGCUAGGCAUUGAGAAAUUUGUGUCACUAAAAGAUAUUAAGAACAGCAAGUGUCCGGAAGGAACAAAGCCCAUGUUGAUAUUUGCUGGUGACACAUUUGAUUUAAAUGAAGAAUAUAGAAGAUUGAAAAGUCUUCUCAUUGAUUUCUUUCGAGGUCCUACUGUGCCUACUAUUCGCCUGGCAGGGUUAGAGUAUGUUCUGCAUUUCACAGCUAUGGAUGGAAAAAUUUAUAUGCGAAGCUACAAAGUGUUGUUGAAGAAGUCGGGAUGUAAAAUACCGAGGAUUGAAGUGGAAGAGAUGGGACCUUCAUUCGAUCUGGUGAUGAGGAGAACACAUUUGGCUUCAGAAGACCUCUAUAAAUUAUCUCUUAAACAACCUAAAGCCCUCAAGCCAAAGAAGAAGAAGAAUAUCUCUCACGAUGUCUUUGGUACAUCAUAUGGUCGGAUCCACAUGCAGAAACAGGAUCUCAGUAAAUUACAGACAAGGAAGAUGAAAGGAUUAAAGAAGAGACCUGCAGCAAAGAUGACUGAAGAAGAUGAAGGGAUUAGUCCAAAGAAAUCAAAAUCCAUCUGAUAGGAUAAAAUAGUUUUGGACUCUUGAUAACUUCAGCUUUUGCUGUAUUUGUCACAAAAUAAAUGUGGCAGAUGUGGACCAGUCAGCUGCCAUUUUUUAAAA
Dermochelys coriacea (leatherback sea turtle) is the source of this 1179-nucleotide messenger RNA. RefSeq names its product ribosome production factor 2 homolog (gene RPF2). Gene Ontology annotation, cellular component: nucleolus. The record is from RefSeq and is a predicted model, not a curated record. The transcript is spliced from 10 exons. NCBI's taxonomy places the organism in Eukaryota, Metazoa, Chordata, Testudines, Dermochelyidae. Gene Ontology annotation, molecular function: rRNA binding. Bases 286 to 1077 code for a protein of 263 amino acids. Gene Ontology annotation, biological process: ribosomal large subunit assembly; maturation of LSU-rRNA from tricistronic rRNA transcript (SSU-rRNA, 5.8S rRNA, LSU-rRNA).